AUGACAAACCUUCUCAGUAGAAAACAAUUGUUGUUAUGGCUCAUUGAAGAAGAAAUGCGCCAGUUCGUAUUUCGAAUUGCUUUAGUGAUUGAUGUUAUCUUUCGUAUGAGGUCUAAAAAAAGAAAACGUAGCCAUCAAAUUGAAUCAUACAGCAUCUUGCAAAGGAUCCCUGAUCAAGUAAAACAUCUAAAUAGGAUGACUAUGGUUAGCGAUAUAGAUUGUGUGUUGAAUCUGCGGAUGGAUAGAAAUGCGUUUGGGAGAUUGUGUAAUCUGAUGAGACAACUAGGUUCAUUAAAAGAUGGUAAAUUUGUGACCGUUGAGGAACAGUUGGCCAUGUUUUUAUCCGUAUUAGCCCAUCAUAAGAAAAAUCGUGUCGUGCGCUUUGAUUUUUGGAGAUCGGGCCAAACAAUAUCGCGCUAUAUUCACACUGUUUUGAAAGCCAUCUUGAAGCUACAUGUUCUACUCCUAGUGAAGCCUGAUCCGGUAUCUGGUGACAACAAUGAUCCACGAUGGAAGUGGUUUAAGGGCUGUCUUGGUGCGCUAGAUGGCACCUACAUAAACGUGAAAGUGCCGAAUUGUGACAAGGCACGAUAUAGGACACGUAAAGGACAGAUUUCAACAAACACGCUAGGUGUUUGUGACCAGAACAUGAGGUUUGUAUACGCAUUACCAGGAUGGGAAGGUUCAGCAGCCGACUCUAGGAUAUUGCGUGACGCUCUCAAUCGACCCUACGGUCUUAGGGUACCAAAGGGGAACUACUACCUAGUGGACAACGGCUAUGCUAAUAGCGAGGGAUUCCUAGCUCCAUACAAAGGUGUUCGCUAUCAUUUGAAAGAGUGGGGACCUACUUCAGCGAGACCACAAAAUGCAGAGGAACUCAAGCGUGGGGACCUACUUCAUUUGAAAGAGUGGGGACCUACUUCGGAUAUGCAAUGA
Messenger RNA from Salvia miltiorrhiza (redroot sage), 936 nucleotides. RefSeq lists its product as uncharacterized. The record is from RefSeq and is a predicted model, not a curated record. Lineage: Eukaryota; Viridiplantae; Streptophyta; Magnoliopsida; Lamiales; Lamiaceae. Bases 1 to 936 code for a protein of 311 amino acids. The transcript has 3 exons.